Doryrhamphus excisus (bluestripe pipefish) is the source of this 7904-nucleotide messenger RNA. Its product is annotated as growth factor receptor-bound protein 10-like. Gene Ontology annotation, biological process: negative regulation of insulin receptor signaling pathway; negative regulation of Wnt signaling pathway; insulin receptor signaling pathway. The record is from RefSeq and is a predicted model, not a curated record. Gene Ontology annotation, molecular function: insulin receptor binding. Lineage: Eukaryota; Metazoa; Chordata; Actinopteri; Syngnathiformes; Syngnathidae.
GCUACACUUAAUAUUAAUCAUGUUAAUCAUGUCAGGUUCGCCUAUUUGCUGAAGGAAAAACAAUUUAUAGCUCCUACAUCUGUAGCUGACUGACACAUAGUUGGCAGAGCUCCAAGAUUUAUUUUAAGAUGUGUAGCAAAGCCUGCUGUUUUACAAAGGCGCCAUGAAGUUUUUUUCCUUAAAAAAAAACAACUUCCAGUGACCAUUUGAGUGCCUCCGCUCUCCAGAGUUGUAACCAAGUGAGGGAAGCUAUUUCUCCCACAUAUGGUGCACAUAAACAGCGGCUUGUGACGCAUACUGUUACAGCAUCAUAAAAAAAGUCAAUUUUGCACAAUUGUGGACCUAUUAAGUGUCUUUAUUGUUAAAUAAAAAGUGCAUGUCCUCCUCUCAUGCUUGAACAUGCGUGAUCCACCCACACGCACAGACAUACAUAAACAUGAACACGUGAGCUGUGUUCCGCAACUCUGAUGACUGCAAACCUGCAACAUGAGGGUUGAGGGUUGGAGGGGGGGAGCAGCGCUGCGGCGGAUCGUUUUGGUUUACAUUCGCUUUUCCUCAUUUGGCUCCCAGUUCUCAUGCACAGCGUAUUAGGGGCCAGCUGUGUUGGCCCGCACACUACACAUGAGCCUGAUUAUGACUCAGUAUUGCAUUACUGACAUUCCGCCAUAGCCCUCUUUUCUGUACUCCCUCUUUUCUUCCCCUCGCCUCCCUCCCUCUCUAUCCUCAGGCUGGGCAGAUUUGCUGAGCAACCGCCUCCCCUCCUCCGCCUCCUCUCCCUCCUCCCUCUUUUACCCCUCCCUUGACCCCCCUUUGCGAAGCCUGUGCGACGCUUGAGCCACUUCCAAUGGAACUACCUUGCACGAGUGGACGUUACACAUGUUGCUCUGCUGCUCACCUCAACGCACAAUAUUUCACACACAGCUGUUGAGAGGGAAGAGGAUAUGAGCGGGAGGAGGGGUGGGGGUGGAAAUUAAAACCCACCAGGGAUGCGCAUACAGUGAUUGGCUUUGUAGCUCAUUACAAUGACCUCUAUAUACUGUAAAUGUGGAAACGUGUAAGUGUGUGUGUGUUUUCAUUAAAAUGACGGGCGGCUACGUGACAGGUAGGAAGGAGCUCACUGUUUUAAAAAUCCCACACUGCGAUAAUCCAGUGUGAGGAGGAGGAGGAGGCUCAUACCACUCGUCGCUAGGCCAGCCUCGAUGCUGCCCACCGCGAGUUAACCGGGCCUAGCCGUCUGUCUUUUCAGCCCCCGUGUGAGUCUCUCUGCUCUGUGCUCUUUCCUCUCUGUCACUUCCUCCCUCCUCUUCUCCCCCCGCCUCACUCCUCUUUUCGCUCUUACCUCUCUUGUGUUCUCCUUGCCAGUCAGCCCCUCCCUCUCUCCCUCGCCUCUUCCUGACUUCUUUUCCUCCCCCCUCUCCUCUCCUCUCUCGCUCUGCCUCUCCUCUCUCUCUGUGUCACUGGAGAGCGUCUCAGUGUGAAAAUGCCAUCCUGCUCUCCAGACUGUUGCCUCUUUCAGGCUGUGGAGAUAGUGAAGGUGUGGAGCGAGGAUGGGGCCGGUAAAGUGGUGGAGAUCCCGGCGGAUAUGACUGCCAGAGAUGUGUGCCAGCUCCUGGUCUACAAGAGCCACUGUGUGGACGACAAUGCAUGGACGUUGGUGGAGCACCACCCCAUCCUUGGCCUUGAGAGAUGCCUGGAGGACCACGAGCUGGUGGUUCAGGUUCAAGCUUCCAUGAGCAGCGACAGCAAAUUCCUCUUCAGGAAGAACUAUGCCAAAUAUGAAUUCUUCAGGAACCCCCUGAACUUUUUUCCAGAGCAGAUGGUGGCUUGGUGUCAGGAGUCUGAUGGCACAAUCCCUCAAUCGCAGCUCUUGCAGAACUUUCUCAACUCAAGCAGCUGUCCAGAGAUUCAGGGCUACCUGUACAUGAAGGAACCUGGGCGCAAGUCCUGGAAGAAGCUCUACAUGUUCUUGCGACGCUCCGGCCUCUACUUCUCCACUAAAGGAACAUCCAAGGAGCCCCGACACCUGCAGCUUUUGUCCGAUUUGGACGACAGCAACAUCUUCACCAUUAUCACUGGCAGAAAACUGCACAACGCCCCCACAGACUUCCAGUUCUGCAUCAAGCCCAGUAAAGCCAGGGGUGACUGUAAAGAGAUGAAGAUGCUGUGUGCUGAAGACGAGCAGAGUAGGACCUGCUGGAUGACUGCUUUCAGACUUCUUAAGUAUGGCAUCGUCCUAUAUAAGAGUUACAGCGUGCCCCAGCACAGGAAGCCAAACCUGUCACAUUUCUCCACACCUGUGCGGAGUGUGUCUGAAAACUCUUUGGUGGCGAUGGACUUCUCAGGACGGACCGGCCGGGUCAUCGACAACCCGGUUGAGGCUCAGAGCGCCGCCCUAGAGGAGGGACAGACAUGGCGGAAACGGAGCCAGCGUAUGAAUGUCCUGGGCAGCCCGUCACCCUUGCAUCCGUCCUCUUUGAGCACAGUCAUCCACAGGACGCAGGUUUGGUUUCAUGGUCGCAUCAUGAGAGAAGACGCCCACAAAAUGAUCAUACAACAAGGCCAAGUAGAUGGGUUAUUUCUGUUGCGGGAUAGUCAGAGUAACCCCAAGGCCUUUGUGCUCACCAUGUGCCACCACCAGAAGAUCAAGCACUUCCAAAUUCUCCCGUGCGAGGAAGACGGUCAGGUGUUCUUCAGCCUGGACGACGGCGCCACCAAGUUCACCGACCUGAUUCACCUGGUGGAGUUCUACCAGCUCAACAGAGGAGUGCUGCCCUGCAAGCUCAAACACCCGUGCACCGCCGUGGCCUUGUGACACUCCUCUUCCCCUUCUUCUGCACCAGUUUUUUUAAAUGUACAUUUUUGCACACCCUUAUACCCCUGAGAUCCCACCUGACCUAUCCGCCCUUCUCUCGUACCAGUCGGGUGAGUCCAAUUUCGGGGGUGAUGUGAACAAACAAGCUUUUCUCCGCCUUAUUGCUGUUUGGAUGUUUGACGCGACGCGUGGCGGAUUGUGGACUUGUUGCCAAGGAGACCAGAACGUUUGUUUGUUUAAGGUGCAGGUCUCUCAUAUGGCUCUCCCUCCCCUCACCUUUCCUCCAGGCCUGAUAAGCUGUGGUGCAGGAAGCGCCACCCCUUCUUCAUUGAUCAUCAGGGAUGGACGGGAAUCCCUCUGGAUCUCAAGCAAACUUUUUUUUUUUUGGAUCCAAGAGGGUUUUCUCAACCUGUGCAGUCCAGUCUGGAUAAGCUGACACCAUGAUGACACCGCCCACUUCACAAAGCACCCCCUCCUCCCCCACCCCCACCCCAUGUGUGGCUCUACUGCUGUGUCCAGGUGGUGCAACCCUUCAUCUCCUCCUUCUCUUCUAAACAAGGCGAGGCUUAUCAGAAAGGACAAAGGAAUGUUUAUCAGGAAGGCCGGAAUGAGCCUCUCUUUUAGACUUGGAUUACUUGAUGUCAUUUUAAUGCUGUUUUAUUACUGUUGAUUCAAUGCAGAACUAGUUUGCACUCGCGGGGGCGGGGGGUGGGGGUGGGGGUACUCUCUAUCCCAAUGAAGCGGCCUGCCAUCCUCCUCUUCUCUUACAUUGUGAGAUUGACGAUGAUUGGAUUACAUGAGGGGCAAAUAGAGUCACGGCUGACGAUGCAGUGCCUUCCCGGAAGCUUUGGGAACAUCUUGUGUAGCUCAUACCAUCACGGCCACACUACUGUUAGAACAACAAGGAGAAAGAAUGUGCUCUGGAAGUGGCUCAAAGACGAGGAGGAGGAACCAUUUUCUAUCUAAAAGGGUCAUUUGUCGGCUUUUUGAAUGUCGUUUUCUUUUCUGAGCUUGCUGCUUGCACAUUUCCAGUGAUCCUGAUGUGAUAGUGAAAGGUUGGAGCCAUCCUGACCACUCCGCCCCCCCCCCCCCCCCCAUGCCCCACGCCCCCAUGCCCGCUCAGAAGAGACAAAUCAAAGAUAAGCACUCCCAUCAUUGUUUUGUUUUUGUUUUGCUUUGUUUUAAAUGAACAAAAAGACUUGAAGUGUGAACUCAAACACAGAAUCAAAUGAGCUUCACUUGCCUUAGGUGAAAAUAAUGAGACUUGUAUAUAUUCCAUUGAAAAUUAUAUAUGAAGAUGCACACAUGGCAAAGGAACAAUUAGCAACAAGAUGGCCGCCACUGUCAUGACUACAUGCUAACUGUGGACAACAACUUGCUGGUCUAAGAAAAAAAACAGCUUGACUUGCUAACAUCCACCCAAACGCCCCUCUAACAGAUAAUAUUCUUCAUUUAAUCAAAUUAUGAACAUUGUAUUUUUUUUCUUUUUUGGCACAAUUGCUGGCUGUUUUAGUGCGCUAAGCUCAUGGUGGCAAGAAACACGUAAAUGCUAAAAUGUGGAAUCCAACUUCAUUAUUUUAAAAAUAUAUCCUAACCAAUCACCUAACAGUUAUAGACCUUUUUUGUCAAUUGUAGUUUUAAUGUGGAAAAAAUCACAACAAGAUGGCCGCCACUGUUGUGAGACUUUCCAACAAAAUUCACCUGAAAGGCCGUCUAUCAGGUCACUAUUCUUCACUGCAUGCACACACAAAUGAAUAGAGGUUUACUUUUGUGCUCAUUUGUGGAACAAAUAUAUAGAAUGUUAAACUCCAUUAGCACUAAAAUCCUUUGGUUUCUAACAAUUCCCAGCAAGAUGGCCGCCACUGUCAUGACUAUACGCUUACUAUGGAGCAACUUUGCAUUAAACGCCAGCAGUGCUAACAAAAGCCAGCCACCUAAGAACGCUCUUAACAAGUCAUUAUUUAUUUAAUCAAAUCAAAAGAUUUUUUGCUAAUCUGCUAAAAUACUUGUUGCUGGCUGCGUUUUAGUGCGCUAGGCUAAUGACUGCUAGCUGGUGGCUAACUUUUGGCUAGAAGCAAAUAUUCUUACUAUUUAAGAUUUAUCUGGGUAUAUCUGACCAAAAUGGAGGCAGUCAUGUGGGUAUUAGCAGCAAACACUGUCUGCCGUUAAGAUUGACAUAUAAUGCAAAACAGACGUAAGGCUUUGUACUACAUUAGGCUUACUAGCUGCUUGCAGUCUUUCAAUAAGUGAGGAGGUGUUUGUAGCUUAGCUUGGGUGUUUGGACCAAAACUGGAGUCAAAUUUACACAAUUUUGGGGGUAAACGGACUGAUGGUAAACUGCAGUGAAAGUGGAUGAGGAAGAUGAUAUGGUCAGCGAAAUGACCACAGCAGAUCUGUCAGAUAAGAGUAUGUACUAUUUCAACACAAAAGGAUUAAAAAUACGCACAAAUGGAGGAAAAUGCUUGUUUGGAUGAAAGUCGUAGUGAAUGUGCACCGCAAUGGCGACCCCCCGCUUAUGUCGAGGGGCGUGGACAUACACGAGUACCAACGAUAAACAGUGCCCGAGUGGUAAUCUAUUAUCUCCCGGAAAAGAAGGCUUUCCCUGCCCCUCCAUCCCCAGAAAAUCUAUUCUGUGCCAGAGCACGGUUAGCACAAGGCACACCGCCUCCGCCCGCUCGCCCACGACACCAUGUGACUUUGCCCCCAUCGGGCCCACCAGGGCAGACUCUCUCUCUCCAGGGAUUGGUUAAUGCUUGAAGCCCCCUCGCCCCCACCCACCUCCCCCGGCCCUUCUCCCACCUGUGUCCAGCCAGUAAGCUAUGAGUGUGUGUGUGUGUGUGUGUGUGUGUGGCUCGACUGUUAUAUUCACUCUUCAUUGCUAACUUCUGGUUAUCAUAUUUGCCUUUUUACAGAGCAAAGCCAGAGGAAAGGUGACGUGAUGCCUUAGAUCUAGAUUUUAUUAGGAGGGGGGCGGGUUUGAACUACAAUACUAGAGACCAGUAGGCACUAUUCCCCCACCCCCACCCUCCUUUUUUUUAAUCACUGUGCUUGUUCAAGUCCAAGGUUAAAGAGCAGUCUAGAUGUUGAAUGAGUGAAUAUGUGAAGCUCUAACAAACACUGUACCUAGGUCACAGAUCACUACGUGUGGGCGUUAUGCUGUGCUCAUAACUCCGUGUAAAAUGAAGAAUGCUUUAUUUUAUCCUUAAUUCCUUAUUAUUUCAUGAUGUGUACAUUGACAUUAUUGUGUAUUUUCUUUUUUUUUUGCCACAAAAUGACCUUAUAAAUAUAUAUAUAUGAAAUAAUAUACCAAGCUAUAUACAGUAUUAAAUUAAGCUUUUCUCCCCCAAAGUUUCCUUCAAGAGAUCAAACUGGAUGGGUUUGUUUUCCAAAAACGAAGUGUCCAAAUACUUUACUAUCAAGGAGUGUUAGGGUCAUGCACUGAAAAGAAAAUGUUAUUUUUGUACUAUUUUUUUGUGAAAAGUUGUGGUAUGACAAGAACAAAGUUGCUAAGUUAUGAGAUAAAAGUCAUAGUGUUACAAGAAUAAAUGCCAUUUUUUUUAGAAAACCAUAUAAAGUUAAGAAUAAUGUCAUAUAAUUUUUCCACCAUUCAAAAAAUAUUUUUAAAAUUUAAAGGUUUUGCUGACAAAUGACAUUCAUAAAAAUUUAAAAAGACAUUCGUGACUUAAUUCUUACAAACAUUGAAUUUUUAGAUGUAGAAUUCCUACCAUUAAAUUUAGACUUUUUCUGCUGAAAUUGUGACUUAUUUCUAGUAAAAUUAGAAUGUUACACUUAUUGUUCUACAUAUUUUUUCCACGUCAUUCUUUUGUUCUGCUGAAAUUAGGACGUUCAUUUUUCCAAAUUUUGUAAUACUCUUGUAUUUGUGACUCUUUCCUUGCAAAAGAACACAAUUCUGGGGAAAAAAAAAAAUAAUUUCAUUCUAAAAUUAUGACUUUUUCCUGUCAAAAUAAAUUGGGCUCCUGCUGAAAUUAUUGUCAUUAAAUUAAAUUCAGAAAAAUCAAGACGUUUGUGAUUUAAUCUUGACAACAUAAACAAAUUUAGCCCCUGUAAUAUUGUGACAAAAUUGCUCAUUAUUUUUUCCUCUUGUUUGUUUCUGGCAGAAAAUAUGACUUGAGCUCAAAUAAUUGUCACAAAAUGCAAAAUUUACUUGUGCAGCAAGUUGUUAAUUUUCACAAAAUUUACAUUCUCCCCUUUUAAAAUGUACACUUUUUUUUUUUGCUAAAAUUGUGACUUAAUUCUUGUGAAAGUAGAACCUUACACUACACCUGUAUAAAUGUUUUUUUUUCCUCUAUAAUUUUCUGACAUUAUUCAUGUCAAUCGAGGACUUGGUUUUCCCAAAACCAAUAAGGUACUUUAGUCUUGUAAAAUUUAUUUUUUUUCAGGUAAAAUUAGGAUGCUAAUUCUGGCACAUUUAACAAAAAAAAUCUUCACUAAACUGACUUUGUCUUGCAAUAUUACAGCUUCCUUCAUGUAUGUAUUUUUUCAGUGUUGGCCCUACUACUACUUUGUAUUAAAAAAAAAAAAAGGUAUAUGACAUCAGUCAUUUAAAGCCACAUUUCUUAAAAAAAAAAAAAAAUCUGUCCAUUGCGUUAGUUGAUGGACAUACAUUCAUACAGUAACCCAUCCAGUAUGCACACACACACAUGGAGUAAGAGUGUUUUUCCAUGGUAAUCUGUAGCAUCUCCAACCAUUGUCCAUUUCCUCCCACUUGAAGGUGCGUUCCAUAAUGGAGCUUAUUGCAGCAGGUGCCUCUUAUUUGUCCUAUCCUCAUUUUUGCCGUCCACUCUUUAUUUUUUAUUUUUAUGUUUUCACAGUGGUGACAGUGUUGCUCUUUUCCAUAAGCUGAGUCAUGAUAAGCUCCAUCAGUCAACACACAUCAGGGAAAAAGGACAAUUCGGCAAAAAUACAAACACGCUCAUUAUGUUUCAUCCAUGUGCUUUUUGCUUCAUAUUCUGUCUACACAGCUCCUGGAUCUACAUUGUAUCCUGUUCAGGUAUUUUUGUACAAAUAAGGGACUGGUAUAUUCUCUGUUUAUUGGAAAUUAGAAUAAACUACAACGUUGCUAUAAACCAAA